Molecule: messenger RNA, 735 nt
Organism: Aspergillus tanneri
Lineage: Eukaryota; Fungi; Ascomycota; Eurotiomycetes; Eurotiales; Aspergillaceae
Exons: 2
Coding region: 1-735 (244 amino acids)
Biological process (GO): regulation of DNA repair
Molecular function (GO): poly(ADP-ribose) glycohydrolase activity
Source: RefSeq, a predicted model, not a curated record
AUGGCAGACAGAGUCCUUCGUCAAUCUGUCGCCUUGACAGUGGAAUUUUAUACCCCUCAAGAGGAGCUUCAUGUGGUUAUUUCCCCCGAGGCGUACCCAGUGACACUGCUAGCGCCCCCUCUGAAGGACCGCCAGGUCCUCAUCUGCCAGGGUGCCGAAGCAAUCGUUACUACUAAAGGACAUGGCAGAUGGGCCUCCUUGGACGAAAUAUUGCAUGGCAGGCCAAGGCCAUCGUCAGCUGACUGGCGCAACCGGGUCAUGCUAUUCAUGAACGCCCUGGAAUUGGACCUUGUUGACCGCACUCAUCCACGGUGGAGAGAACAUUCCGGACCUUAUGCCAGGCUAUCUAGAUCGGGAAUUGAUGAAGGCCUACACCGCGUUCUGCUCACAUUGUUACAGGAAUAUCCGGAAACCCUACUCCUUUGUCACUAUUGGACUUUCGGGCUGCGGCGCCUUUGGGGGGGAAAUCGACAGGUUAAAGCGAUAAUCCAGUGCUACGCUGCAUCCAUAUCAAAUGUACCAGAGAUUCGAUAUGUCCUAGGUGGCGCAGAGCAGAAAGUCUUUGGAGAUGAGCUCAAUAGGUUCAUCGGCCGGUUGCAGAGCACAACUAGAAGAGAAUUGGAGCCACGGAAGCUCUUUGAUGUGCUUGUCCGUCUGGGUACAGACAUCCAGAAUGGGAAAGCCGCUGUUCCCAAGCCAGAUGAGAUUUUCGAAUAUGUUUUAAAAAGCCUGUAG